Molecule: messenger RNA, 6393 nt
Organism: Xiphophorus hellerii (green swordtail)
Lineage: Eukaryota; Metazoa; Chordata; Actinopteri; Cyprinodontiformes; Poeciliidae
Gene: plxdc2b
Product: plexin domain containing 2b
Exons: 14
Coding region: 518-2107 (529 amino acids)
Source: RefSeq, a predicted model, not a curated record
UCUAAAUUUGUUUGGGAAAAUUAAACGUCCUGGGGAAAAAAAAAAGCAGACGCUUGUCUAAUUUUUGCGGGUUCGAAGGUGGAUGAAAGCCAUUGGUUCUGGGGAGCUGAUGACGGUGAGAGCGCUCCGUGUUCUCCAGGAGCGCCUUCUUCAGCUUCUUUCUGCACCCAGCAGCUGGGACCACAGCACCAUGUGGAGCUGAGCUGUAUCUUUCCCUCUCUUUUUUACGCUUUAAACUCUCUUGUUUCCCCAGAUAUCAUCAGCUCUGGUUCAUUUCAGAGCGCGUCCCAGUAGCGCGCAGAGCGGCGCACAUUUGGAGACAAGGAAAAAAAAACAAACAAACAAAAAAACAAUCAGUGCUCAGUGCAGCGCAGGCAGGUCUUUGCUCUUUUAAAAAGCAGCAGGGACGGCUGGCUGCUGGAGAGUUGGCGCUGUCGGUGCAGGAGCGAAGACGGACUGCGCUGGUGGGGGGAAAGCAAGAAUUAAACACAGCGGAAUAAAGAGGGAGAACUUGGAUAUGGCUGCUGUGAAGACGUUCAACCUUCUCGCUGGAGUUGUUUCAUUGUUGCUCUGUGUGUGGAAUAUCCGAGCGGACAUCGGAGACGGGGUCUCUUAUUCGUAUGUGUUGGAGCGAGAUGGAGAUGAGGGCGCAGCGGUGGAUGUAAGGCUGUACAGUCAUCGAUGGAGGAGGUGGCUUCCCCCAAAACCUCGUAACAUGGACAGCAACAGAGCUAGCCAGGAGCAGGAACAGGAGCCAGAGCCGGAGGAGCUCGAAGGGUUCCCUGGCCUGCUGUCCGCAGAGGACACAGACAACAGCUCCCAGAUUGAGGAGGACAUGGAUCACAACUACUACACAUCAAAAACAUACGGUCCGUCAGAUCCUAUGAGCAAAGACUUGUGGGUAAAUAUUGACCAGAUGGAGAAGGACAAAGUGAAGAUCCAUGGGAUUCUGUCUAACACACACAGACAGGCAGCGAGAGUUAAUCUGUCCUUCGAUUUCCCGUUUUAUGGACAUCUCCUGCGUGAAAUCACUGUAGCAACUGGUGGUUUUAUUUAUACCGGAGAUGUCGUCCAUCGGAUGCUCACAGCAACACAGUACAUCGCUCCUCUGAUGGCCAACUUUGACCCAAGUGUCUCCAGGAACUCUACUGUUAUCUAUUUUGACAAUGGCACUGCUCUGGUGGUGCAGUGGGACCACGUCCACCUGCAGGACAACUAUAACUUAGGCAGCUUCACCUUCCAGGCCACGCUGCACAACACAGGAAGGAUUGUGUUUGCAUACAAAGAGAUCCCCAUCGAGAUAUCACAAAUCAGUUCUGUCAAUCACCCAGUGAAGGUGGGCUUGUCUGACGCCUUUGUGGUGGUCCACAAGAUCCAGCAAAUACCCAACGUAAGACGGAGGACGAUUUAUGAGUAUCACCGUGUGGAGCUUACAAAGACGAGGAUCACCAAUUCUUCAGCUGUGGAAAUCAUUCCUUUACCCACCUGUCUCCAGUUCACCAGCUGUAGUACCUGCAUCUCCUCUCAGAUUAACUUCAACUGCAGCUGGUGUCAUCGGCUCAACAGAUGCUCCAGCGGCUUUGAUCGCCAUCGACAGGACUGGGUGGAUAACAGCUGCCCAGAUGAGACCAAAGACAAGAUGUGCGACAUAGACGAUACUACGCAGCUGUACACCUUCACCACCACUAUCACUGCCAGAACAGCAUCGAGAAGUAAAGGAAGCACAACAGGCUGGGGCACACCUUCCACCUCUCAUCCUCCCACCAGCGCUCCUACUGAAGAUGAUACCAAGAUUGCACUGCAUCUCAGAGACAACCAAGUAAUGCCUGCUGACAGCGCCGUCAACAGGGUGCCAGGCACGCAUCCUCUGCACACCGGUCUGAUCUUGGGCAUCCUGCUGGUGAUGCUCAUCAUGAUUGCCGGCGUUCUAAUCACGGUCUACAUGUACCAUCACCCAACCUCUGCUGCCAGCCUCUUCCUCAUCGAGAGACGCCCAAGCAGGUGGCCGGCCAUGAAAUUUCGUCGGGGUUCGGGUCAUCCCGCGUACGCUGAGGUGGAGCCAGUGGGCCAUGAGAAGGAGGGCUUCAUCGAGUCAGAGCAGUGCUGAGGUAGGAGGUGAGACAUUCUCAUCCCCACCUGGUGCCUCCCUCUCAACCCUUUCUGCUUCACCAGGAACCUCUCACCCAGAACCUCCAGGAUCGACCUAUCGGUUUAGGAGCUUUGGUAAAACUCUGAAUUUGGCCCUUUAGAGCUAGAGGAAACCCACUGAACAGCUCCUGUCGGUGAGGAACAGACUUGCCGGGGACACGGGGGAAUGGGACAGCACUGAGACAUCGUCAAUUCAGCUGGCAUUGAUAAGGAUUUCUGGCUGCUGUCAUGCUGCCAGGGAGGGACUGGACUGACUGGUUGUUUUUGUCCAAGCAGGAAGCAGGGUGACCUAUACAAUAUAUAUUUUCAGAACCAAUACAGAGUAAGUGAACAGAGACUUCCACUUGAUUGUCAGUGGUGUUAUAAGCCUUUGUAUAUCCAUCUGGUUUAUACUAGUAUUCCUUUUUAUUCCUUUUUUUUGCAAUUAUCAGUAUGAUAGGGUUGGCACAUUUCUCUGCUGGUAUUGCUUUUCUAUACCACAGCAGAUGUAAUUGACUUUUCCACAGCCUGCUCUGCUGUGCAACAUGACGUGAGCUGAACAGUCAUUGAGAUCAAUCAGAGCUCUGAACAUUCAGCUUCUUUUUUAUGGGUUAGUUUAUGAUGAUCAGCUGGGGAGACUUAGUGUUUUUCGUUUUCAUGGGUGAUGGGAACAUUUCUUUUGUGUUUGUAUAUUCAUUAAGGCUGUGCCCUUUUGUCCCUGACUAGAAUUUGCACCGUUUUUUGUUUUUUUUUUUCAUUAAUUUUCAUGCACAUUUUUAGAUCUUGCAGAUUUACAAGACAGGUGCUUGUGAGUGUGAAUAUAUUUUCUGAAGUGUCAGUGAUUUGUGUGUGUGAAUACAGAGGAGUAGUUAACAGCACUGAUGGGAUAUCUGCUUACUUUAUGGGGUUUUAUGCUUGAGCUGGCUCUGUACAAGUGACUCUUACAUUUAGAGGUGCAGAGGAUGUGCAGUCAGGUCUUUACAUACAGUCAUCAUGAUAAUGAAUGGCAUACAUUUUAAAUUACUUCUAACCUUUUUCCAGAUUGUACAUACAACUCCAUUUAUUUUUAAAAACAACAAUUGGGCAUAGAAAUUUUAAUCUUUUGUAAAUUUUCUUUGAUCCACAGUAAUAUUUGGUUAUCCACUCUCUGAUAGUAGGAUUAAGCAACUACUUCAGUUUGAAUGAUUCAGUUUGGUUCUCCCAAAAAUUCUACAUAGUUAAGUCUUUGCCUAAUUUAAAUUUAUUGUAGAUUUUCUCGAAUCCUCACAGUCAAAAUUAUGCAGAAUCUUCCUCACUAACCUUUGAUUAAAUGUUCCAUGGCAAGUUGUACCUUGAUCACAGGCUUUUUGUAGCUCUCACCAACAUUGUGGUAUGACACUGGCUUCAUGUUUAGCCACUCGUCAUAGGUGCAAAAUAUACCACAAAUUCCUAAUCCCGAGGGUUCAGGUUAUCUUAAAUUAACCUGCUUUAUUUACUCCAAAAUCACAGGUUAUAUAUGGGAUUAUUGUUCAUUUAAACUCCUAAUUGUGAUGACAUUUAACUGUUAAAAGUCUAACUUCUAAUUGGAAGUGAAUGAUAAGCCUUAAUUUGACACAGUCAAAUAAUACUUGUUUGAAAUGGAUGAUCCUAAAAUCUGAAAUACCCCAGUUUGUGUAAAUAUGCAUUUCCUCUUGUAGAUAUUCAGUAAGUUCCUUGUACUUUUCCAAUGUUCUGAGUAUUGGUCAAUCGAAUGUGUGACACCAAAUCCUUUUUAUACUAGGAAAUAAAGAACUACCACCUACCAUCGAUCACGAUCACCAAUGAGAAAGUAGUGACACCUUCAGCAUUACAUGUUUAACAAUUUAGGUGAAUGCAAGCACAUGUUUGACUGUGUGGAGUGAGAAAAUCCAUACUAACUUCCAGUUAAAUUAUGUUUAGAAAAUUGUUUUUAAAUUUUAAAUAAUAAUUAAAAAUAAUUAUAAUAAUUAAUGUGAUGAAUGUAUGUAAACAGCUGGCCGUAACUAUUUCUGAAAACAAAUGUCACUGAUUGGAGUUUUAUUGAAUUUAAAGGACCGUUUCCUUCUCUAGUUUCACAACAGGAAAUAACCAGUUCUGUAUGACUUUAACAGUUUAUCCUUGUGAACAUAAUAAUGUAUAUACCAAACCAAAACAUUUGCAGAUUCAGGUAACUCGUGGCAAACAUUUAUAUAGCAGUGAUGGUACUGAGAGACAUUUUUUUUAUUUUUUAUGAGUGGCCUUUUUUCCUCUACUUUUUUACUUAAAUGUGAACACUGUUGUGUUUUUCUUGCUGUCACAGAUCAAUACGCAAUCUAAACAUUAUUUUUUGCUGAAUGAAUGUGGACUUAAUGUUGAGACAGACACUCGAGAUCAAUAUACUGAAAUUCUAAUUUGCAAAACAAUAAAGUGCAAUGUUCCAUAAUCAAUGUUCAGGACACAGAAAAUGCAUAAACUUUCCAUUUGUUUUGAUGUUUUUUUCUGUUCACACCACGUUGCCAUCACAUUGAAACCAAAGACUAAUUAGCAUGAGAGUGGAAACCAUUUUCCCUCACAGCCUCCUCACCUCACAACUCAGCUGCCAUUAGCGGUAGCUUUGAUAAAGUACUGUUACGAUAGUCAGAAGCCAUUUUCUGUUAUUUAAAACUGUGUACAAAGUAUUCUUUGAAAACAGCAAAAAUUGUAAAACAUGCUAAAUCAUUCUCCUGGGUAAUAUAUCCUUAAAUUAUUAAUAACUCUAAAGGCAUGUAAAAAUUUCCAAAUACAAAGAAACUUUAAAACAUUAUAAGGGCAAAAUUAACAAUAACUACAAAAGCCAGCCAGUAACGUUUUUAGUUCAGGCUGAUUCUAGAAGCUUCCUGGAUAAGACGCAAAAGUAUAAAUUCUGUCUUUUUGUAUCCAAUGCUAACCAACUUUCUGAUUUCAAGUAAGUUAACAUUGAGAUAUUUAAAAAGAAUUUUAAAAAUAGAACAAAGACAAAAUUAGCAGUAGUUAUGGAAGUUAACAGAGUUUUUUGUUUAGGCUAAUGCUAGCUGUUCUUUGACAUUAACACAGAAAGAACAACUAAUUUGUUAGUAUCAAAUGCUGUAUGCCUUUAUGAUUUGAAUUAAAUGAAUACAUUUUCUGUUUCUGAGCUUUUAUAGAGAUUCUAUAGAUAAAAUUGGCUAUGACUAUAGAUGUUAGCUUAGGCUUUUGCUAGUAAUUCUUAAAUUAAUCUCAGAAAUUUCAUCAAAACCCCUACCAAAAUGACACAAUAAUGUGUAAAAUAAUGUUAUUUUGACUUACAAAAAUAUUUAUUUUCCUAAAUUAAUAUAAUACUGUUUUAAGAAAGUUGGUUUUGAUUGAAAACUGUAUUGGCCACAUUUAAAUGCCACAAAAAAAACAACAUAUGUUCUGAAUGGCUUAAUUUUGCAGAACACAGGAUAUUGUUUAUCCAAACAAUUAUAGAUGUAUUUGGAAUUUUAACAAUUGAGAAUUUGGCAAGUUUUUUUGAGUAAAACAUUUUACUUUUCAUUGUUUUUUGACGUACAAUAAAAUAUUCAGGCUCAAAAAUGCUUUGAAUACAUUCAUUCAAACAAAUCUGGUAUCUGCUAUUUACAAAUAUUUAUGUGCUGCUAUCUUCAAAAAGUCAUUGAUGCAGUCUGCUUGGAAGUCAUCGUGACCCAUGUCUAAGUUGAUGCCUUCAACUGUAAGGUGUCAUUCCCACAGGUCAACGAUGUGUAUCAGAAAAUUUGCCCGUUAUUUUCUAUUAAACAACCCACAUUGGCACUUGCCAGUAGCCAAUGCUCCAAGAAGAGCAUCCCCCUAUCCUUUUCAAACCUCUUCUGCUUAGAAGCUUUGUAGCUUCUUAUGAAACUAUCUGCAACUGAAGGUGUACAAUCUGUUCUUACACUGCAUAUUUAAGUAAGACUCAUAAAAUGUGUGUUAAAUCCACCAAAGGGCAUUCUUCAAAUGUCUUAAGAUUCUCAAAGUGAGUUAGCCUUGAGACAAAUAAAAAAUAGUAUCAGUGCAGCUGCAAACACUGUUUAAUAACUGGGGGUUAACUGUUUUAAAAUUGUGUUACCUCCACUAACAUAUCAAUUUACCUUAAGUUUUGUAAAAACAAACUAAAUGACAGAAUAACAUUGCUCUUAAUCCUGCAGCAUGGGGUAGACCCCAGUUCAUAAUGACCAGAACUUACAACAAGACAAAAUAUUUUUUGGAGUUGCUUGUGUCUCCUUUAGAGCCUCCAUAUUCAGCCAUACUUUUAUAGGACUGACAUUUCCGUGAAAA